This is a messenger RNA of Dioscorea cayenensis subsp. rotundata (Guinea yam), 1451 nucleotides long. RefSeq names its product stearoyl-[acyl-carrier-protein] 9-desaturase, chloroplastic-like. Lineage: Eukaryota; Viridiplantae; Streptophyta; Magnoliopsida; Dioscoreales; Dioscoreaceae. Gene Ontology annotation, molecular function: stearoyl-[ACP] desaturase activity. Gene Ontology annotation, biological process: fatty acid biosynthetic process. The record is from RefSeq and is a predicted model, not a curated record. Gene Ontology annotation, cellular component: chloroplast stroma.
UCAACCCCUUUCUACUAGAAGAAAAAGAAAAAGAAAAAAAGAUAAGAAAAAUGGCGUUUGGGCUUCCUCUCCUUUGCUCUCAAGUGCCAUCUCUAUCUUCCACCUUCUCUUCUGCUUCUUUCAAACCUAACAAGCUUUCCAAAUUCCAGAUGGCCUUGAGCCUUCCAUCAAAACCCAAGAAAAUAGAGAGGAAGUUGCACAAAGGAGGUGAUAAUAGAACAAAGUACUACAUGACAAAAGAGAAGCUAGAAAUUUUCAAGUGUUUGGAAGGAUGGGCAGAGGAAAACAUGCUGACAUUCUUAAAAAGAGUGGAGGAUUCAUGGCAACCUCAAGACUUCCUCCCUGACGCCUCAUCAGAAAGCUUCAAAGAUGAAGUGCAGGAUUUAAAGAGCAGAGCUGAGGCAGUUCCAGAUGAGUGUUACGUUUGCCUGGUUGGCAACAUGAUCACUGAAGAAGCCCUUCCCACCUACCAGAGUAUCCUCAAUAGGUUCACUGGAGUUGAAGAUGAGACAGGAGCCAGCAUGACAUCCUGGGCCAGAUGGACCAGAAGCUGGACUGCAGAAGAGAACCGUCAUGGUGAUCUUCUUAACAAGUACCUCUAUUUAACUGGAAGGUUGAAUAUGAAACAGAUAGAGAAAACCAUUCACUAUCUUAUCUCUUCUGGCAUGGACAUACAAGCAGAGAACAGUCCAUAUAUGGGAUUCAUUUACACUUCGUUCCAAGAAAGAGCUACAUUUAUAUCUCAUGGGAAUACGGCGAGGCUUGCUAAUGUUCAUGGAGAUGCAACACUUGCUAAAAUAUGUGGAACCAUUGCUGCAGAUGAGAAGAGGCAUGAGAUGGCUUACACAAAGGUUGUUGAGAAACUAUUUGAUGUUGAUCCAGACAUGACAAUGGUGUCAUUGGCUGAGAUGAUGAGGAAAAGGAUAGUCAUGCCUGCUGUGUUACUGUUUGAUGGGCAAGAUGAGAAGCUUUUUGAGCAUUACUCUGCUGUUGCAGAGAGGAUUGGUGUUUAUACCAGCAAAGAUUAUGGAAAUAUCUUGGAGUUCUUUGUGAAGAGGUGGAAGGUUGGAGAGAUCACUGGGUUGUCUCCGGAGGGGAGAAAGGCUCAGGAGUAUGUGUGUAGGCUUGUUGAGAGGGUAAGGAAAUUGGAAGAGAGAGCACACAAGAGGAGUUUGAUGACUAAGAGUUCACAUGCUAAUGCCAUGCCUUUUUCUUGGAUUUUCAAUAGAGAAGUUGAGGUUUAAUUAAUUAACUAAUAGUUUAUAGUUAUAUGUGAGGUUUAAUUUUAGUGGUCUCAGGCUAUGCCUUUUCUCAUUGACUCAGUGUUGGCAAGGCUCUUGCCUUUUAAAAUGUUACAGGUUUAAUAGCUUAUUUAUGAACAUCUCUUGUUCAUCAACCUAUUAUAUUUAUAAAAGUUUGGGCGUCUAGAAUUAUAUAUAGCAGUUACUUUA